AUGCUGCUAUCGUUGUACACGGCUCUUGAGGCCACAGGGCUGCAGGGCAAGGUGCAUUCCUCGUUGCCCCCGGCCAGCGAGGAAUGGGUAGGCAUGAAUGCUGAGCAGGAAUCCGAGAUCGGCAUCUUUGCUCUUCAGUCGCAUGUUGUAGCGACCGAAGGUGGUUCGGCCCAAUGGAAGGGACUGAAGUCUCGAGUAUAG
This is a messenger RNA of Penicillium atrosanguineum, 201 nucleotides long. RefSeq lists its product as uncharacterized. The coding region runs from base 1 to 201 and encodes 66 amino acids. The transcript has a single exon. Lineage: Eukaryota; Fungi; Ascomycota; Eurotiomycetes; Eurotiales; Aspergillaceae. The record is from RefSeq and is a predicted model, not a curated record.